AUGGCGGCGACAGCAUCACACUCAUACACAGUGCUCCCGGAACAAGCUCAAGAAGACGCCCUCCACGCGACCCGCCUUCUCCAAGUAGAAGAACGGCCUUUCCAACGCGUAACCCGCAACCUUCUCAGCAAAGACAGCCUUCUCAAAUGGACUCCUCCCCGCCAGCUGCCCUCGCCUCCCCCGGACGCCCACGAAAACGCGCCUACGUCAGAAGACACCGCCGCUGAAGACGCCCGCAAACGAGCCCAGUUCCGUUUAGAGGUCCUCCUCGACUUUGCCGCCCUCGAAAGCAGCAUCCUCCGCAUCCAGCUUAUCCAAUCCUCCAAUGCACGUGAACGCGAGCGCUAUGCCGCUGAGAAAGCGAAUAUUAUGCAAACCGCGCAGUCGGUGCGAGAAAACACUGUCGCGUUACGAGCGCAGCUGGAGGAGGCGCAAAAGAUGCUUGAGCUAAGGAAAGGGUACGAUGAGUUGACCACGAAGCUGAUCUUUGAGAAGAAACUGAAGCCUCGCGCGGAAACCCUGGAAGAUAUUGCGGGGUUGGAGAAGGAGAUUGAGGACCUGGAGCAGGAGGGAAGUGAGUUUGAAGGUGUGUGGGCGGGGAGGAGAGAGGCGUGGGACAAGGUUGUUGCUGAGGGCGGGAACUUGGUCAAGGUCAUCAAGGGAAUAAGGGAUGAGCCAGAGGGCGACGAGAAGAUGGAGGAAGGGGAAGAAGGUGGAUUGAAGGAGGACAGGAGUCGGAUGGGCACGCCUGCGCCGGGAAGUGGUACGCCGCGGCCGGUGAGUCGUGGGGAUGGGACGCCGAUGCUUACGGGAGGCGUUACUCCUAUGGUUGAGGAAGGCAGAAGUCCGGCUCCACUAAUCAACAAGUUCUUGGAUGUGGAAGACGAGGGGACAAGGAGCUAUAGCCGCGUUGGCUCGCCGGUGUUGCAAGCUUCUCAGCCUUUCGACGAUGUUGAGAUGGCGGAAGGAGACCAGCAGCAGACGAGUCAAGUUACGGAGGGCGCAGACGAGCAAGGGAAGACUGAGAUGGAGACGGAGACAGUGUCUGUUGAUAAGCUGGAGCAGGCGCAACAGCAGGUGGAGACGCCUGAUGCGCCGGAAGUCAUGGAUGAGACGUGA
Molecule: messenger RNA, 1119 nt
Organism: Saxophila tyrrhenica
Lineage: Eukaryota; Fungi; Ascomycota; Dothideomycetes; Mycosphaerellales; Extremaceae
Exons: 2
Coding region: 1-1119 (372 amino acids)
Biological process (GO): mRNA processing
Cellular component (GO): THO complex part of transcription export complex
Source: RefSeq, a predicted model, not a curated record